AAACUCAAACGACUCAUUUUUAUAAAUUUCCGAUCGUUUUCUAUCUCAUUUUUCUUUGAAAGGCGUUCUUCAUUGUCCUUCCCUUUCCAGAUUUCAGUAUCCUACUUCAGUUCCUAGUACGUAAAACUCUCUCUCUCUCUCUCUCUCUCUCUCUCUCUCGUACCACAGUCAUGGCUUCCAUUAAACAAGUUCUCGGCGAACUGAACAACGAAUCCUUCGUCUCUUUACUCUCCAAGCUCAUCGGCGAAGCCAAGUUCGUCCAGAACAAUCCAAAGGAAAACCUGAUUCCUCAAGAAGACAGGAUCGUCAAUCACGUCCUUGAUGUUCUAAACCCUUACAGCACCGCCAAUGGCGGACCCUUGCUAAUCAACCAUGUCAGCUACGCUCCUGGCCGUGGAAAUUUGAUUGUGGAGUAUCCUGGGACCGUAUCUGGAAAAGUAGUCUCCUUCGUCGGUAGUCACAUGGAUGUCGUCCCUGCCGAUCCCAAUACUUGGAAAUUUUCUCCAUUCUCAUUGAGUGUUGAUGGGGAUCAACUUCGUGGUCGUGGGACUACUGAUUGCCUGGGACAUGUUGCCCUUCUAACUGAACUUCUCAAGAAGCUUGCACAAACUAAACUAAAGUUGAAGUCCUCUGUUGUUAUUGUGUUUAUUGCCUCUGAAGAGGACAAUUCAAUCCCAGGAAUUGGAGCUGAACAACUUGCUAAGGAGGGAUACUUUAAUAAUUUAAAAGGAGGGCCAUUAUAUUGGAUUGAUACAGCAGAUUCACAGCCUUGUAUCGGUACUGGCGGCUCAAUACCUUGGAAACUUGUAGCAAAUGGAAAACUUUUCCACAGUGGUUUGGCACACCAGGCUAUCAAUGCUAUGGAGCUAGCUAUGGAAGCUCUUAAAGUGAUCCAAUUACGCUUUUAUGAAGAUUUUCCUCCCCAUCCUAAGGAACAGGUAUAUGGAUUUGCAUCACCAUCAACCAUGAAACCGACUCAAUGGAUUUAUCCAGGAGGUGGUCUUAAUCAAAUCCCAGGAGAAUGUACUAUUUCGGGAGAUGUCAGGUUAACCCCCUUCUAUGAUGUGAAGGAUGUUAUGACAAAACUCCAAAGCUAUGUUGAUUACAUUAAUGCAAACAUUGAGAAACUUGAUACGAGGGGCCCUGUUUCAAAGUAUGUCCUACCAAAUGAAAAUAUCAAGGGAAGAAUUGAUUUAACUUUCGGUGAGCCGAUGUCGGGAGUUGCAUGUGAUCUUAAUUCUCGCGGCUAUAAAGUUUUACAUAAUGCAACAAAGGAAGUUUUAGGGCAUGUCAAACCUUACUCACUUACAGGGAGUUUGCCGGUUAUUCGAGAUCUCCAGGAGGAGGGUUUUGAUGUUCAGACUGCAGGCUACGGUUUAUUAGAUACAUACCAUGCCCAGAAUGAGUAUUGUCUUCUUAGUGACAUGGGCAAUGGCUACAAGAUUUUUGCCAGCAUCAUCUCUCAAUUAGAAGAAGAUUGAUACUAGACCAUUGUUCUAAAUGUUACUACUUUGAGAGGUUUUUUGAAAAUAUUCUUUCGUUCUUGCCUUUCCCUUCUGAUCUUUGAGCCUCCACCAAAGUGGAAGUUCAGAUCAUAUUUUCCUUAUUGGUGUUGGCCUUUUCAAUAAGGUGCAUAAAAGGUGAAUUCAAGAUAGAGAUGCUCUAGAUAUUCGACGUGUUUGGAGGAGUUGGAUGGGGUGAAGUGAAGUGAAGUGAAGUUUUUAACUCCACUCCUUUUAACUCAUUGCGAACUUCACAACGUAUUAGCAUCAAUUUAAUGACUUAUUAAUUUCAAUGACUAAACAGCUUUCCAAAUUGAACUAUUUAUAUCUUUGUUGUAAACACCUCCUAAAUAUAUGGAAGUGAGCAAGAAGAUCCAGCAUUUUGGGAAGUAUGUUUUUGUUCAUUCAAUUUUAUUGUAUUUAGUAAGUUCUCAAGUGGACGUCAUCUUGUGGUAGGUGUACUUGAUGAAAUUUUGUAGAGAUGUUGCUCUAGACGUAGGAUUAUACGAUCCACAAACUUCAUGAGAUA
Benincasa hispida (wax gourd) is the source of this 2031-nucleotide messenger RNA. Its product is annotated as acetylornithine deacetylase-like. The record is from RefSeq and is a predicted model, not a curated record. NCBI's taxonomy places the organism in Eukaryota, Viridiplantae, Streptophyta, Magnoliopsida, Cucurbitales, Cucurbitaceae. Gene Ontology annotation, molecular function: hydrolase activity.